GCAUCACGUGGCUUCUCUCAGACCCACCCAUCAUUCAUGAAAAACCAACAAAAAGAUGCUUUGGCUUGUUUUGGUCCUCCUGACAUCCUGUAACUGGUCUGUAUUGUUUGCACAGCGUUGUACACCACCCCAGGGAGCUCCUAAUUGUGUAUGUGAGACUGGGCAAGGGACCAUUGAUCUAAGACCCUUGUAUGAUGAAAGCACUCCUAAAUUUAAAGAUGUAAAAGACAGUAAUGGGCAGGCUUAUACUUUUAAUCCCUGUUAUGGGAUUACUAAUAAUCAGCUCUGUGGUGGUGAUGAAGUCAGCUCGGCAGUUAGUGCAGUAUGCCAGAAAGAUACAAAUGGGAAUUAUCGUUCAUGUGGACUUAUUGCAAAUGAACAAUUUCAAAUCGAUGGUAGUAGGACAUAUUUACAGUAUAAUGGUGGGACAGAAGGAAGACUAUCCAUCAUUGAUUUGAUUUGUGAUGAAAGCAAAAAAGAUCCAGAGUUGACAGCUAAAGGAGAUGGAGAUAUGCCACUUACUUAUAAAUUUGACCUUCGCUCAAAGUGUGCCUGUCCUGAUGGGUGUCAGUAUCAGAAUGGGAAGGAUGUAUCUGGCCCUGUAGGAAUUACACUCAUAAUGCUUUUCUUUGCAGGUUUUUUAACUUAUUUUAUAGUGGGAGCAGUAGUUUUGAAAUAUAAGUAUCAAAAGAAAGGCUAUGAUUUAAUCCCACAACGAUUAUUUUGGUUUGCGGUACCAGGAUUGGUUAAGGAAGGAUGCAUUUUUACAUUUGGUCCACUUGUUAGAAUUAUCAAACAAAAAAUGGGCAAAAGCACAGAAGGAACAGAAAAACAAGAUCUAUUAUCAACUAUGUAAUUCAUGUUAAGCUUUUUAUUAUUAUGAGCUCAAAUUUAUUAUGAGCACAAAUUGAUAAUUAAA
Molecule: messenger RNA, 919 nt
Organism: Amphimedon queenslandica
Lineage: Eukaryota; Metazoa; Porifera; Demospongiae; Haplosclerida; Niphatidae
Exons: 7
Coding region: 56-856 (266 amino acids)
Cellular component (GO): trans-Golgi network
Source: RefSeq, a predicted model, not a curated record